AUGGCCCACCAUACCCUACAAAACAUCCCAGUCCAAGAAGGCUCUAAUAGGCCUGUUAGCCCAAGUGCUCGAUUUAUAUCUACAGCCAGCCCAAUCAAGAGGCAUGUGAUGCCAUACCCCGUUCACCCAAUCAGCCCUUGCAGGCCUACUGGUCAACAACCUGCCAUAUUUGCUCCUUUGAGCAACAACUCAACUCUUCCUUGGAGUCACAGUGUGUCAGAUGCGUCUGUCGAAGAAGCCAUGGCGCUUGGCCGCCCUCAUGGACAAACAAUCUACAGAUAUGGCACCCCAGCCCAUUUUCAAUCUCCACUUGUCAACAUCAACUCGAUGAUGGUGCAGCCCAACGUCUUUGGGCAAGGAAGUUUCCGUGCACCUGAACUUCCAAGCACCGGUCAAGUUUUGACCCCAACUCCAACUCCUAACGUGAUCCAUCUUGAUCAAGAUGGAAAUGAUGAUGAAUUACCAGACCCCUUAGAUCUCAUCCGACCAAUCGAUGCGGGGGUUGAAUUUCCCAAAGAGACCCCUUUCCCCAUCGAGGAGGAGAUACAGCUCCCUGAACGUUCCUUCGAGAUCUCGCUCAACCUAUACCAACAACAACCUACCAAUACUGACUCUGUUGGUAAUCGAACUAAGAAGGCUCGCGGACGUGCUGCCAAGGAGGCUCCAAAGGCAGCCAAGCCCCAAUGGAAGAAUUUCAAACCUUCUCCGGUUAAAAGUGUCUUACCUGUCGGAUCUUUUACUUGGCCUGUCUAUCGCAAGAAGAUUUUCGACACGUGCAAUGUCCGACUCGCCGGCAUUUCCAAUGCCUUAAUCGCUGCUGAAAAAACCGGUUUACUCGCCAUUCAAGCUUUCAUCAACGCCACCGAUCGCCAACAUAAGGCAUACCACAGCUUUAUUACUGAUGAUGCAAGUUUGGGCAAGUUUGUCACCGCUGUGCUAGCUGCCCCACCUGAGGCGAUCAUGGGGUUCAAAAUUACCCAUACAAACCCCAAAACCAGUGAGGAUGCUAAUCGCGCUUUAGCAUCGACUUUCCCGCCACCUAAUCACCCAUCUGACUCUCCAUCUGAUGAGGAAGAUACGGUCUCCGAGGGGGUGAGCUGUCUUAUUUACCAUCUUUUUGAUUUUAUUGAGAUACCGGUUACUAAUUUGUGUUUUGUUUUAAUCACAGUCAUCUUAUCUCUCUGCCGCUAA
Molecule: messenger RNA, 1191 nt
Organism: Melampsora larici-populina 98AG31
Lineage: Eukaryota; Fungi; Basidiomycota; Pucciniomycetes; Pucciniales; Melampsoraceae
Exons: 3
Coding region: 1-1191 (396 amino acids)
Source: RefSeq, a predicted model, not a curated record